Messenger RNA from Ooceraea biroi (clonal raider ant), 1988 nucleotides. Its product is annotated as zinc finger protein 830. Gene Ontology annotation, molecular function: zinc ion binding; nucleic acid binding. Gene Ontology annotation, biological process: mitotic DNA damage checkpoint signaling; nuclear DNA replication; mitotic DNA replication checkpoint signaling. Lineage: Eukaryota; Metazoa; Arthropoda; Insecta; Hymenoptera; Formicidae. Gene Ontology annotation, cellular component: spliceosomal complex; nucleus. The record is from RefSeq and is a predicted model, not a curated record.
UGAUCUGCUCUGAAUGCAGCCAUCUCGUCGGUGACGAGAGCCAACACAUAACCUAUAAAUUGUUGUCUACAGCUCGUUGUUGGUAGUGAUUAAUCAAGUGAAAAUGUCGUUGGAAAAAAGAAAAGUAACGCAGAAUGAUCUGCGUAAAGCAAUGAAUGAACACAAGAAGAAAAUUGGUGCAGUCAAAAAGAUCGAUUCACCGUUAGCAAAGUAUACAGAUGCGGGACAACUUAUGUGCAUUUUGUGCAAGUCAGUUGUACGCAGCGAGACAGUUUGGCCUGUUCACUUAAAUUCGAAAGUACACAAAGAAAAUAUUGAGUUAGCAAAAAGAACUAAACUCGAAACAGAGAACACUGCAAGGCCAUCUAAUACCAUUCCACCAUUCAAAAGGCCUUGUUCUCCAUCUGAACAUACUUCUGUAAAUAAAAAGAUAAAGGGAAUAUUGAAAAAUUCUACUCAGACGGUACCAAAAACUAGCUCAAACUUGCCAGCAGAUUUCUUUGAUAAUAAUUCAGAACAAACCAACAGUGGAUCUGUUCCCAUACAAAAAUUGAAGAACAAAACUUCUGUUGUUAAUACAAAUGCAGAUGUACAAAACAUGGAAGUAAAAGAAGAAAAAGAGAAAGAGAAGGAGAAGGAGAAAGUAAAGGAUCCAAAUCAAGCUGCUCUUCCAGAGGGAUUUUUUGAUGAUCCAGUGAUGGAUGCUAAAGUCCGUAACGUCGAAUACAAAGAUCCCAUCGAGGAAGAAUGGGAAAAAUUCCAGAAAGAAAUUAAGGAAGAAACUGCGCAGUCUGCGCAAAUUAUUGCUGAUGAUCAGGAAGAAGCAACGACAGAAAGACAGUUGGAUGAAAUUGAGGAACAAAUGAGACACUGGUCUAGGGUAAUGGAUCUUGUAAAACGCAUGGAACAAGUGCAAAAUACCGACAGGAAGCAGGAGAAUAUCGACGAUGAUGUAUCGAGCGGGGACGAAGCAGAGUUUGAUGAAUUUCUCGACUGGAGAGCGAAGAAUUCGUAUAAAUAAAAUAAUUGGUAUGUCUAGCGAUUUUGUAAAUAUAUUAAACUGUACUCUCUCUUUAUAAGAAAAUUAUUUAUAUAAAGUUAAAAAUUUUCUAAAUCUUGUUCUUUUCUAUAUCUGUCACAAUCUCUCCCUUAGUUGUUAUAAGAAAUAUACAAUAAAAUUAAUACAUGAUCACGUACAGUAAUUCUCAAAAUAAGUUUCUAUCACAUAGGAGAUGAAAGAUCAAAUCGAUGCAACUCUUACACACAGUGUAUUAAGAUUUUAUUAAAACGAAUUUGGAGAGUCAGAAUAUAAUUGAGUUUCAGAUACAUUUGGUAUAGAUUAUUCGUUAAUCGUUCGUAAGCUAAUAUAAUAUGAAAAGUAUGAUAUAAAGAUUACGAGAUAUGCUAAGCCGCUAAUAAAGUAUAGAUAAUUACGAUGUAGGUCAUAUAGUUUGACAAUAUUCACCUUUCUUUUGUAUAUAUAUAACCGGACCUUAUAAAAUACUGAGGAUUGGAAAAAGAGGGACUCGCGUAUAUUUUACCCGCACCCAAUCACACCGCUACACUAUAAACCGCGCCGCUACAGCUCGACGCGCUUUCAGAUUACACGUGUCCGAUACGAAUUUUCCAAUGAUACUUGAAACGCAAUUGCAAGUGAAUUUCUUGGGGAUUCCGGUUGCUGCCUAAAAACUGUCGCUACAUAGAUAUCCUUAGAGAUUAUUAGUAUAAUUAGCGUUGUAAUACAGAGCUUAUUCUUAGACUUACUCAUCGCGUAAGUUCGCAAUUAUGUUUAGAUCAAAGCGACCUACGCGUUAUCGAUGCGUUUAGAGAUAUACAUGUCAUAUUUUUUUUGGUAUUUUAAACGCAUAUUAUUAUAAAGUUAUAUAUUUAUAUCCUAUCAUCAGAUCACAAUGUGUCGUGAGUACCGUUGACGAUCUGCUACUCGAGCAACGGUAAGACAGACAGAGGUGGUUCUAUCUAUCUCGUGG